Messenger RNA from Hirsutella rhossiliensis, 4581 nucleotides. Its product is annotated as acyl transferase domain-containing protein. Gene Ontology annotation, molecular function: fatty acid synthase activity; oxidoreductase activity. The record is from RefSeq and is a predicted model, not a curated record. NCBI's taxonomy places the organism in Eukaryota, Fungi, Ascomycota, Sordariomycetes, Hypocreales, Ophiocordycipitaceae. The transcript has 8 exons. Bases 1 to 4581 code for a protein of 1526 amino acids. Gene Ontology annotation, biological process: secondary metabolite biosynthetic process; fatty acid biosynthetic process.
AUGGAUCCACAACAACGACAACUCCUCGAGUGUGCAUAUGAAGCUCUAGAGAACGCGGGUUUCCCCAAGACCUCCAUCGCCGGAAGCAACAUGGGUGUUUUUGUCGGCGCCAGAUCGUCUGACUAUCGCAUGGGUACAUUGAAAGAGGUGGACCAGGUGCCCAUGUACGACGCCACCGCAUGCUCGUCUAGUCUGUAUGCUCUACACUCGGCUGUGCAAAGCAUGCGCUCCGGCGAGUCGGAUUCAGCCAUUGUGGCAGGAUGUAAUCUGCAUCUGCAGCCCGACGAUACCAUCUCCAUGUCUAUGAUGGGCCUUUUCAAUGACGAUGGUAAGACGUUCGCUUUUGACCAUCGCGCAAAGUCUGGCUUUGCGAGGGGCGAGGGCGUUGCCUGUUUGAUUCUCAAGCCCCUUGGGCAAGCACUCAAGGACCGCGACAAGAUCCGUUCCAUCAUUGUCGGGUCUGGUACGAACCAUGACGGCAAGACAUCAGGCAUCGCGGCGCCCAGCGGAGACGCUCAGGAGCGGCUGAUGCGCGACGUCUACGCACGCGCCCAAGCUGGCGACCCCGUUGAGGCUGGCGCCAUAUAUCGUGUGUUUGGAGACGGGCGAACGAAGCGAUCACCCCUUUACAUGGGCUCUAGCAAAACCAACUUUGGUCAUCUAGAGAACGUGAGCGGCAUCGUCUCUAUUAUCAAAGCGACUCUGAUGCUAGAAAAAGGCUUCAUUUUGCCAAACGUCAAUUUUGAGAAGGCCAACGAAGCGAUUCCAUUAGACGAAUGGAACAUAGAGGUUCCUGUCAACAUUCACCCCUGGCCCAAGGACAAGCGCUUCAUCAGCAUAAACAACUUUGGCUUCGGCGGGUCCAACGCGCAUGUCAUUUUGGAGCGUGCCCCAGUCGUUGCUCCUGACCUCCCUCAGAAGCCUAGUAACGAGUUUCCUCAGCUUGUUGUUUUAAGCGCCAACGAGGAGGGCGCAGCCCAGCUCGUGGCAUCUCAUGUCGGCGUUUACGUCGAGAAGCACCCCGAAGCUUGCCAAAAACGAUUGCUGCGAGAUAUUGCUUACACCCUUGGCGAGAGAAGAAGCCUUUUACCGUGGCGAGUCGCCAUUGUCACGUCGACUUGCAACGAGCUCGGUCAAGCUCUGAACGGCAACACAGCCGCCCCGAAGCGGACUGUGCGGAUCCCCAAGCUGGCCUUUGUCUACACCGGACAGGGGGCUCAAUGGGCCAAAAUGGGCUACGAGCUUCUGCAGUCGCACCCAGUCUUUGCCGACACCAUUGAGGCUGCCUCAGACUGUCUUGGCCGUCUAGGGGCGGAAUUUUCAAUAGUCGAGGAGAUUUCCAAGAGCCCGGGGGAGAGCGGCCUGGGACAGGCGCAUAUCUCUCAGCCCACCUGCACCGCCAUUCAGCUCGGUCUCACCGCGCUGCUGUCGUCUUGGGGAAUCAAGCCUUCUAUCGUUGUGGGCCACUCUAGCGGUGAAAUCGGCGCCGCCUUUGCUGCAGGUGCCAUUAGCCUCGAGGACGCCAUGGCCGUUGCCUACCACCGAGGCCAGCUUUCCUCACAAAUAAAAAUAAAAAAUCCUCAUCUCUCCGGCGCCAUGCUUGCAGUUGGCGCAAGGUCUGCCGAGGUCAAUCGCAUGAUUAAGCUCCACCAUCUAUCUAACGUCACGGUGGCGUGUGAAAACUCGCCUAAUUCAGUCACGGUAUCAGGGGAUGAGGCGAGCAUUGAUGCCCUCGCCGUUGAGCUAGAAAAGAAAGGGCUAUUUCAACGGAAGCUACGGGUCGAUGUUGCCUACCACUCGUCGCACAUGCAAGUCAUUGCGGACGAGUAUAUGGCUGCAAUUAAGCAUGUGACACCCAGGCCGAUCCAGGAUGGCGUGAGAUUCUACUCUGCUCUUAAGGGCAGACGCGGCGAGACAUCUCUUGGCCCGGACUAUUGGGUUAAAAACCUAACCAAUCCGGUGCUUUUUUCCACCGCAAUUGUCGAGCUCUGUGCUGAAUCCGAGCCUAACAUCGUCGUCGAGAUAGGUCCUCACUCAGCCCUCGAGGGUCCUAUAAAACAGAUCCUGAAGUCCAUAGACCACCAACACGGAAAGGUCAACUACUUUGCGUCGCUCGUACGCAACAAGCACUCCACCUUCUCUAUGCUUCAACUAGCCGGAAAUCUUUUUAUGAGUGGCGCCCGACUCGAGUUUUGCCAGGUGAACCAAACCAACAGCGAGACCCAAAGGCCGGCCCUGUUAGAUAGCUUAACUCCAUAUCCCUGGUCAGAGCAUAAGUACUGGUAUGAGUCGCGCGCCAGCGAGCAGCACCGCAAGCUUCCUUUUCCUCGCCAUGACUUGCUCGGCCGCCUAGAGGACACCUAUAAUGAAACGGAGCCCGUCUGGCGAAACGUACUGUCCUCCUCCGACGUGCCUUGGAUUAAGAACCACCGCAUGCAGUCGUUUGCCACGUUCCCCCUGGCCGGCUACCUAUCCAUGGCCGUCGAGGCCGCCUCCCAACGAGCGCAACUUCGCGGUAUCGCCAUGUCCGACAUCUCGGGCUACCGCCUGCGCGAGAUUCGGUCGUCUAAGGCCCUUAUUCUCGACGAUGAUGUCCGGUUCGAGACUGUCUUGUCCAUGAGGGCUUACGGCGAGGGAACAAGGGCAUACUCCAACGAUUGGGAUGAGUUCACCAUCUCAUCAUGGGUGUCCAGCAGGGGCUGGCUCGAGCAUUGCCGCGGUCUCAUCAACAUUAAGAAAGCUAAGACGGAGAAGUCGAUCACCAGCCUAAAGCCCCAGGGUGCGAUAUUUCGGCGGAAGCAGGCGAUAGAGCCUGGAGGGCGGCGCGUCUCACUGGACGACUUUUAUGCCGAGCUCGGACGCAAUGGUGCAUGCUAUACGUCGAGUUUCACAUUGCGACCCGAGGCGGGGCUGACGAGCCGCGGUAACUUUGCCACGAGUACCGUUGCCUUCCCCGACACGGCGCCUCAAAUGCCAUUUUCAUACGAAACACCGUCCAUCCUCCCGAUGGCAUCCCUCUUCAUGCCCUUGGCCAUUAAAGAAAUUGAUAUUUGUACUCCCUUGCCUAAUCAAGCAGGUCAGCAGAUCAAGGUUGUUGCUCACGGCCGCCCAGACCCUGCCAGCCUAGGGGUAGUCGACUUUUGCAUUGAUGGUUGGCACAGCGAUACGGCCAAUCCUGUCAUUAGGUUUGCGGGCUUCAGGAUGACACCGGUCAGUAAUCAAGAAUUGGACGAACCAAGCCCGCGCUCCCUUUGCUACAAGCUCAAGUGGGAGCCCCUGAAGGACGGCAGAGCACAAGCAGACGGCACAAAGAUCGAGCCAAAGACGAAUGACAACGCCUUUCAAAUCAAUGGCCUCGCGAACGAGGAUAAAGCCGCUGCUACUGUUAUCAUAUCCGACAAGGACCAGUCCGACCGGCUUGUGAGCGCUCUUUUGGCCCUGAUUGCCCGUGCUGGUUCCAAGGCAUCCAUCUGCCCUCUCUCUAAGCUUGAGCCCUCUUCCUCCGUCCGAUACAUCUGCUUGGCCGAAAUGGAUGCCCCCUUGAUUCACAAUAUGACGGCAGCAACGUUUGCUCGUGUUCAGCGCCUACUUCUCCAUGGUGAUUCGAUUCUGUGGGUCACGGCGGGUGCUUACCGGUUCGCGGAGUCACCGCACAAGAACAUGGCGCAAGGUCUCUUGCGUACGGUUCGCUCUGAGUCCGGAAAAGUAGCAGCCAUGCUUGACUUGGACGUAGGCUCCCGGCUGGGUCCUACGGAGCGAGCCAAGCUCAUCAUGGAAGCGCUCUCCGCCUCCCAGGCCUCUAAAGACGGCCUAGAUGGCGAAUUCGAGUUUGCGGAACAAGAAGGCCUGCUUGUAGUUCCUCGCGUCGUCUGCGAGGACGACGUGAACCUCACCAUUUUCCGUGAAACGCUAUCGACAUCGCCGUACCUGCAAGACUUUGAACAAUCAGGGAGGCGCCUCAAGGUGGUCAUCGGCAACUAUGGCGCCAUCGACUCGCUGUAUUGGACGGAUGAAGCCGAAUUUUGCCUCGACGAUGAAGAAAUCGAAAUUAAGGUGGCUGCUACGGGGAUGAAUUUCAAAGACGUCGUCAUUAGCAUGGGUCAAGUCCCUAGCCCAUAUUUAGGCGUCGAAUGCAGCGGAAUUGCCACUCGCGUCGGUCGGAACGUCCACACCCUUCGGGUAGGGGAUCGCGUAUGCGCCAUGGUCCGAGGAGCUUACGGCACGUACGCCACCUGCCACGCUAGUAGCGCCGCCGUCAUUCCAGCAGACAUGAGCUUCCCUGUCGCCGCGUCUCUCCCCGUCGUCUACAGCACGGCCUACUAUGGCAUCACCGAACUCGCGCGCAUGCAACCGGGCGAGAAGAUUCUUAUCCAUGCGGCCUCUGGCGGCGUUGGACAGGCGGCUAUCCAACUAUCGCAAAUGAUCGGCGCAGACAUCUAUGCCACUGUUAGCAGCGCCGACAAAAAACAGCUACAGGGUGGCAAACCACUCAAUCAACUCAACCAAAGAGUCAAAUUGAGUAGAUUGACGGCUUACAUCAGCGAACCUCUCGUUGAGUUGAGCAAUCCAAGCCCUCGUUGA